Molecule: messenger RNA, 261 nt
Organism: Aspergillus luchuensis
Lineage: Eukaryota; Fungi; Ascomycota; Eurotiomycetes; Eurotiales; Aspergillaceae
Exons: 1
Coding region: 1-261 (86 amino acids)
Biological process (GO): arsenite transport; antimonite transmembrane transport
Cellular component (GO): plasma membrane
Molecular function (GO): antiporter activity; antimonite transmembrane transporter activity; arsenite transmembrane transporter activity
Source: RefSeq, a predicted model, not a curated record
AUGGCGCCUGAAGAGAAGGACCAUCCUGAUGUAGAGGCAUGCAGCGAGAGUCAACAUGACCUUUUCGAAGAAGGCCCAUCGUCUGCUUUCCAGCAAUUGGCUAUUCUGGAUCGCUUCCUUGCGGUCUGGAUCUUCCUUGCCAUGGCGGUUGGUAUAAUUUUGGGAAACUUCGUCCCUAAUACGAGCAAAGCGCUAGAGAGGGGAAAGUUUGUGGGCGUUUCUGUGCCUAUUGGUACGUUGUUGUCCAUUCAAUGCUAUUGA